AUGUCAUCAAUACUCAACAGGGUCCUAGACAAGGCCGCCACCCCGAACACCAACAAUAACAGCAAUAACAACGACAAUGCUUCGGCGGCGCCUGUGCGGUCUAGCAGGAAGGAGACGAGGGUACGAGGUGGUAAACAGAACGAGCUACCAAGCGGCGAUGGCGACAGUAGCAACAAUAUCAAGAAGAAUGCCACUGCCGCCACCACCACCGCCAAGAGCACUGCGGCAUCAUCGACAACAACCGUAACCGCAUCUCGGUCGAAAAAGAACCCUGGUGCCGCCUCCACCGUGACGAGCAUUGCAGAACGCCUCCCAAAGGGCAGUCGGGCCAAACCUUUACCACUAAAAUCCACAACACCAACCACAACAUCACCUUCCAUCUCGACUUCAAUUUACUCCGAACGCCAGCAACAGCCAACACAGACGGGUGAUAAGCUUUCGCAGGCGAUCAGUCUGUCGUCGUCAAUGCCUUCAAUUCCUUCACAGAUGGAACCCAUUGAUCUUGAUGAGGAUGGGGAUGAGCGUAUGCCCGAGAGUAGCCCCUUCUAUCUCAGCCUGGCCACUACCACCGAGGGCGACAGCACUAAUCGCCAUCCUAUUACUUCAAUGACAACAAAACAUACACAGCGACAACACCCAUAUACUACAAAGAAGGCGAUGGAGGAUGUGGAUCUGGACGACCUAAUGGAUCGAGCAGCCGGUGGAGGAGUGGCAGCGCCACAUGGCAUUGAUCUCAGAAAGAAGCAAGCAUCUGCUAUCUCAAUUGCCAGCUCCAAGGACGACCACGCGAGCAUUAUACCUUCGGUACAAGUCGAGAGAAUUGCCAAUUGGAUGGGAGGCGUUAAGGAGGCUAUGGAGGACGAUGAUACCCUCGAACUGGAUUCAGCCUUCCGACCUAGACAUCAACAAACGUCCACAUCUACUUCCACUGACGAGAACAACGCGUCGUCCGCUCAGGAGAAAUAUGUUGUCAAGGCGGAUACCGCAGAGGACACACCCGCUGCUGGGCCUCGUAAGCCAGCUCUCCGUCGACCACCGCCUGCUCCUUCACGACAUGUGGUCAAUCUUGUUGACGCGCCGCCGCCUCUCCCACCCCAAGAUCAAGCCCAGUCCAUCUUUGAGAUGGUUCCCUUGUCGCUGGAGGAGGAAGAGCCGUUACAGAGAAACUACCGAUCUGGCCAAAAGACAGCAGUUACAACAACAGCAACAGCCAAUCAGAGAUCAGGAUCCAAGGGGAAGCGCGUCUUUGUUGAGGACUCGCUAUCAUCAUUACCGCCUGUCCCUCUCUUUCACGAAGAGACGUCCAAUGUCAACGAGAGUGAUGCCCACAGUCGCAGGAGUGGAGGAGAGCCCUCAUCCUCGACUACCCCACUCAAGACUGCUGUUGUGAACCACAACCCUCCUCUCCAUCAUCAGGACGACCUGUCUACUAUUGUCGGUGGUCAGGCGCCCACUCAGGAUUCAUUUGUUGGAGGACCAGUUCAGUCUCUGCCGUCAUUUAUCUAUGAGACAGAAGAGGAGGCGGAAGCCAGGACUGGUGGCGGUGGCGGUGCCGAGGAAAGGGAACACGUUCAAAACGAUCCCUCCUUGCCCUCGGAGUUGACGGCAUCAUGUCUACAGGAGCUUGGACUGAAACGAAAGAACAUUCGCGGUAGGAGUUAUGGUGCUGGUGGGAAGAAGAGACAUCUCAAGAGUCGAGUUGGAUACGGAAUCAGGGGCAGCAACAUUGACAGAGUCCUAGAGGAAGGCGAUGAUGAGGACGACGAGGAGGAAGGGGACGAAGAAGAUGAGGAAGAGGAUGAUGGUGUUGGAGGAGUCGCCUUGGCCCAGAGAGUCGCGUUCCCGUCAAGUUUCGAUCUGGCGCCUAUGUCGACCUUAUCGAGCUCUGUGACACCUCCAUUGUCACUCGAAGUGAUUGAGGGGCCCUUUGCGACGUACACGCCGGCAGGACGAACCGCCGCUCGUGAGGACAAGGAGAACGAGUAUCCCUCCGGCGCUACCACUCGACAGCAACAGCAGCAGCAAAUUCGAGGAGACCCACCCUCGUUCCCUUCGCCGCCUGCGAGCUUGAUCUUUUCUACCAUGCCGUCUAUGCCGACGCUGCCGACGUUUCCGAGUAUGUUGUAUCAGGAGCCGUCAUUGAUCAUGAUUGAUAGCCAGUCACAGCAGACAGAGCAGAUGGAGGAACAGACACAGAGUCAAGAAGUGGAGGAUGAACUUGAUGAUUGA
Linnemannia hyalina is the source of this 2229-nucleotide messenger RNA. Lineage: Eukaryota; Fungi; Mortierellomycota; Mortierellomycetes; Mortierellales; Mortierellaceae. The record is from the annotation of a GenBank genome assembly.